UCACACAUUCUGCCUUCAGAUUAGCAACGCACCUGCGCUCCCGCGCAGUGCGUAGACAUCCACAGCCACGACGUCGAUGUCUGCCGGCUGCCCACCCCAUGAAGACACUCCCGGUGAUCCCUUCCCUCCGCGGCCACCUCGCCGGAGCUCGCCGCACCCGCCAUGACUCUCCCAAGAUCAUGUCCGUUCCCGCCCUCGUCGCCUUCCUCAUCUUGGCAGCCGUCACGUUCUCGGUCGUUUUCCUCGGCCCCUUCCAGUGGUCACCCACCUCCUCCCUGAUCUCCUCCAGCGCCGGCGCCGAAUGCGACAUGACGCGUGGCCAGUGGGUGCGCGACCCCGCCGCGCAGCCGUACUACACCAACGCGACGUGUGCCUUCAUCGAGGGCUACCAGAACUGCAUGAAGCACGGCAAGCCGAGCCUUGAGUUCCUGCGGUGGCGCUGGCGGCCCGACGGCUGCGGCGACGAGCUGGGCCGCCGCUUCGACCCCGCGAGGUUCUUCCGGCUCGUCCGGGGCAAGUCGAUCCUCUUCGUUGGGGACUCGCUGGCCAGCAGCCACGUCCGGUCGCUCGUGUGCACCUUAGCGCAGUUGGAGGAACCGGAGAGGUCGCGCUCGCCGGGGGGAUUCGAGCACUGGUGGUUCCCGGCGCACCGGUUCACGGUGACCUUCUUCUGGACGCCGUUCCAGGUGCGGUGGCGCCUGACGCGGGGGCCGCCGGAGGCGAUCGGGCCGGAGAGGCAGGGAGAAGUGUUCGCCGGCCCCACCGACCUCCACCUCGACGAGCCCGACCAGCGGUGGGCGCCGGCCGCCAAGGGCCACGACUACGUGGUCGUGUCCGCGUCGCACUGGUUCACGCGCCCCGCCGUGUACUACCGCGGCGGCCGCGUCGCCGGGUGCCACGGCUGCGGCAUGGCGAACGUCACCGCGCUCAGGCCGGAGCACGCGCAGCGCGCCGCGUUCCGCACCGUGCUCCGGGCGCUCGCCGGGAUGGAGGGGUUCAAGGGGACCGCGAUCCUGCGGACGGUGGCGCCGACGCACUACGAGAACGGCGGGUGGUUCGACGGCGGGGAGUGCACGGCCACGGAGCCGGCCGACCCCGAGGAGCCGGUGGAGAUGGCGGAGCCGGAGGGCGAGUUCUACAGGGCGCAGGUGGAGGAGUUCGCGGCGGCGGCGGAGGCCGCGAGGAGGAACGGCGUGAGGCUGAGGCUGAUGGAUGUGACCAAGAUGAUGCUUCGCCGGCCAGACGGGCACCCCGGCCGGUACGGCCACGGCCCCGGCGAGCACGAGGGCUUUGACAUUGACUGCUUGCACUGGUGCCUGCCGGGACCGAUCGAUUUGUGGAACGACCUGCUGCUUCAGAUCCUUGCCGGCCGUUAGACGUGUUCCGUUGCCGUUGUCUUGGUCUUGGGAUCGGAUCAGCGAGUGGGCAAAAUGAAAAUGAAAAUUUUCCUUCGGUUUUGAUGAUGUUCUAUUGAAUUUUUGUUGGCCAUCCAUUGAUAUAUACUUCC
Messenger RNA from Panicum virgatum (switchgrass), 1507 nucleotides. RefSeq names its product protein trichome birefringence-like 19. The coding region runs from base 99 to 1376 and encodes 425 amino acids. Gene Ontology annotation, cellular component: Golgi apparatus. NCBI's taxonomy places the organism in Eukaryota, Viridiplantae, Streptophyta, Magnoliopsida, Poales, Poaceae. The transcript has a single exon. The record is from RefSeq and is a predicted model, not a curated record. Gene Ontology annotation, molecular function: O-acetyltransferase activity.